CCCCUUUUCUAAAACCCUAAUUUUUAUUUCAAUAUAAGGGUUUUUGUAGUUGCUCUCUUCCCCCACCGCAGCUACACCUAAUUCCCAGCCUCCUUUAUUCCAUAAACCCUAAUUUUUUUUUACAUCUCUUAUUAUUAUGGGUACUAAAGUUAAGAAGUCUGCUUCCAAGGCUGAUGUUGUUGAGGCUAAGCCGAUCAAAUCAGGGAAAAAAGGCAAGAGAGAUGCGGAGGAGAUUAUUGAGAAGGAAGUAGUGAGUAGCAAGAAGCAGAAGGUAGUCAAUGGUGGUGUUGCUCAGGCUGUCGAGAAAAAGAAGGUUGAGACAAAGACACAGAAGAAGAUUGUUAAGAAACAGGAAAGCAGUUCCGAGGAUGACAGCAGUUCUGAAUCUGAGGAGGAACAGAAGGUUGUGGCCAAGAAACCAGCCCCAGCUAAGAAACCAGUGAAAGAUUCCAGCAGUGAUGACUCUGACUCUUCUUCUGAUGAAGAACCCAAACCUACUAAGAAACAGUCUGUUCCAACACCAAAAAAUAAACCUGCUAGUAGUUCAGAUGACACUGAAUCAUCAGAUGAUGAACCUGCUAGCAAACAGGUUGUCUUUACUGACAAAAAUAAGAAACCUAGCGUGGAAAGUUCUGAAGAAUCUGAUUCUUCAGAUGAUACUGAUUCCUCAGAUGAAGAGGAACCAAAGAAGCCAGUGGCUGCAGCCAAAAUUGCCGCUGCACCAGCUAAAAAGAAAGAUGAUUCGAGUGAUGAAUCCGACUCCGAUAGUUCAGAUGAAGAGGAAGCCAAGCCUGCAGCAAAGCCUGCUCCCUCGAAAAAUGGAUCAGUAGCUGCUCCAGCAAAGAAGGCAGAGAGUUCUGACGACAGCUCUGAAGAAAGCGAUUCAUCUGAUGACGAUGUCAAAGCAGCUCCUGCAAAGAAACCCGCUGUUGCAGCCAAGAAGGAAUCGUCAUCAGAAGAAAGCUCUGAUGAAGAUAGCUCAUCUGAUGAGGAAGAGCCUCAGCAGAAAAAGGCCAAGCCAGCUGCUGUUAAACCAGCUGCUAAAGUUGAAGAGAGCAGUGAUUCUGAGUCCGAGGAAAGUGAUGAUGAGCCUGCAAAGCCAGCUGUAAAGAAGGCAGCUCCCAAGAAAGCUAAUAGCUCUGAAGAAUCUGAUGAUGAUGAGGAUGAUAGUUCCGAGGAGGACGAACCUAAAACUGCAAAGAAAAAUGGUACUGAUGUGGAAAUGGUUGAUGCUCCAUCAGCGAAGAAAGCGCCUCAAACUCCAGCAACCCCUGCUACUGGAUCCAAAACAUUGUUUAUGGGCAACCUAAGUUUCUCUAUCGAAGAAAAUGAUGUAGUUAAUUUCUUUAAAGAGGCUGGUGAAGUUGUUGAGGUUCGUUUUGCUAUGAGAGAUGAUCGCUUUGCAGGUUAUGGUCAUGUUGAAUUUGCCACCCCUGAUGCUGCCCAAGAGGCUCUUAAACUUAGUGGUCAAGAACUGCUCGGUCGUGAGGUUAGACUUGAUUUGGCAAAAGAAAGAGGUGCAUUUACUCCUGGGACCGGAAAUGAGAGGUCUUUCCAAAAGAGUGGUGGCCAGGGUCAAUCUUUAUCUGUGUUUGUAAGGGGAUUUGGUGCCGAUGAUGAUUUUGACAAUCUUAGGGCGACCCUCGAGAAUCACUUUGGGCAAUGUGGAGAAAUUUCAAGGCUGUCUAUUCCCAAGGAUUACGAGUCUGGGGCUCCUAAAGGGGUUGCCUUCUUAGAUUUUGCUGACAAGGCUGCCUUUAAUAAAGCCCUUGAACUCUCUGGAACUGAUGUUGGAGGAGGCACGAUUACUGUUGAGGAAGCUAAACCAAGAGGCGAUAGUGCAGGAUCUAACCGUGGUGGUGGUCGGAGCGGUGGUAGAGGUAGAUUUGGUGACAGAGAUGGAGGUAGGAGUGGCGGAAGAGGCAGGUUUGGUGGCAGAGAUGGUGGUGGCAGGAGUGGCGGAAGAGGUAGGUUUGGUGGCAGAGAUGGUGGAAGAGGCCGUGGGCCUAGCAGACCAAGCAUGGCAACCCCUGGUACAGGAAAGAAGACAACUUUCGAUGAUUAAGGAUGAGAAUUUUUGUAGCCUGUUGUUUUCACCCUUUCCAGAUUGUUAAAUUUAUCGGUUCUUUGUCUUGAAUUGGAUGAUAAAUGUGAUGAGAUAUUUAUGUUUAGUAGUUUAGACUACCUUUUCGAAGUUAGUUUGACAUAUGUUUAUGUAAUAUUUUUGGUUAACUUACGUGCUUUGUUUGAAGUUAAAACUGAAUACAUAUUUGGUUCUGGUUUCAA
Messenger RNA from Erigeron canadensis, 2286 nucleotides. RefSeq names its product nucleolin 1. The coding region runs from base 137 to 2065 and encodes 642 amino acids. Gene Ontology annotation, molecular function: RNA binding. The transcript is spliced from 18 exons. The record is from RefSeq and is a predicted model, not a curated record. Lineage: Eukaryota; Viridiplantae; Streptophyta; Magnoliopsida; Asterales; Asteraceae.